Messenger RNA from Branchiostoma floridae (Florida lancelet), 1473 nucleotides. Its product is annotated as ATP-binding cassette sub-family B member 9-like. Gene Ontology annotation, cellular component: membrane. The transcript has 7 exons. NCBI's taxonomy places the organism in Eukaryota, Metazoa, Chordata, Leptocardii, Amphioxiformes, Branchiostomatidae. The record is from RefSeq and is a predicted model, not a curated record. The coding region runs from base 6 to 1193 and encodes 395 amino acids. Gene Ontology annotation, biological process: transmembrane transport. Gene Ontology annotation, molecular function: ATP hydrolysis activity; ABC-type transporter activity; ATP binding.
UUGCCAUGGACAUCCAGACGUCUUUUGCCAGGGCCAAUGAGGUUGCUGACGAGACGUGUGCCAACAUUAGAACGGUCCGCAGCUUCGCGAACGAGAGCAGAGAGUGCGCGAGAUACAGCGAGCGACUGAAUGACACGUACAAACUGCACAUCCGGAAGGCCUUGCUGUUUGGGAGCUUCACAUUUGCCGAACACGCAUUUGACCUUGUCCUGUUCGUGCUGACCUUGUACUACGGCGGCCAUCUUGUGAUGGCCCACAAGAUGACCGGAGGUAACCUGGUGUCCUUUUUCCUGUACGUGAACCGUCUCAGGGGAUCAAUGGAAAAACUGACGAUCCAAGUAUACGCAAAGCUGAUGGAGGCCGUGGGCACGUGCCAGAAAGUCAUCGAAUACAUAGACCGUGAACCGGAAGUAAAACGUGGCGGUCGGCUGGCACCUUGGAAACUGGAAGGACACAUCGAGUUCAGGAACGUGUGGAUGUCAUACCCCUCCAGACAGCGGGUACCUGUCCUAAAGGAUGUCUCCUUCCAGGUGUCUCCCGGCGAAGUUGUUGCCCUGGUCGGCCCAAGUGGCAGUGGGAAGAGCACCUGUGUCAACCUGCUGGAACGCUUCUAUGAGACCACGUCAGGCCAAGUGCUGCUAGACGGUAACCCCAUCAUGGCGUAUGAUCACAAGUUUCUACACCGAAAGGUGGCUUUAGUUGGGCAAGAGCCGGUGCUGUUUGCCCGCUCCAUCAAAGACAACAUCUCCUAUGCCCUGGACAACUGCAGCUUGGAGGAGGUGCAGCGCGUUGCUAGGCAGGCCAACGCCCAUGAGUUCAUCACGGAGCUUCCAGAGGGGUACGAGACAGGGACUGGGGAGAAGGGGAUACAGCUGUCCGGGGGGCAGAAGCAGAGGGUGGCGAUCGCCCGGGCGCUGAUCAGGAAACCAGCGGUGCUGCUACUGGACGAGGCAACCAGUGCUUUGGAUGCAGAGAGCGAACAGUUGGUCCAACAAGCGACCCAAAACCUACGUGGACAGACGGUCAUCGUCGUCGCCCACCGCCUGAGCACAGUGGAGAAGGCUGACCGUAUCAUCGUCAUCGACAAGGGGAUGGUAGUGGAGCAGGGGCGGCACGACCAGCUCAUACUACAUAGUGGGUCUACCUAUGCUAUAUCAUUCCUGACUCACAAACUGGCAGGAAUAACAAAAUAAUAAGGAGACUCUUUUUACACAACCAAUGCUUUAUUCUCACCGACGUUUUGGUGACCGUUUGUCGCCUUCUUCACUUACAUAAAGCCGCCUGUACAUAUGUAAAUACGUGUGAGCAGCAACACCUGUCCCGCAGUACAAUGUGAACCAGUCAGAAUUGCCCUGAAGAAGGUGACAGACGGCCACCGAAACGUCUAGUACUGCAUGCAUUGUAUACUGGGUCUACCGCCCUCAUACCCUUCCUGACUCACAAACGGGCAGGAAUAGCAUAGCAACACUGGUU